This is a messenger RNA of Maniola jurtina (meadow brown), 3088 nucleotides long. RefSeq names its product ras-related protein Rab-18 (gene Rab18). NCBI's taxonomy places the organism in Eukaryota, Metazoa, Arthropoda, Insecta, Lepidoptera, Nymphalidae. The transcript is spliced from 5 exons. Bases 267 to 875 code for a protein of 202 amino acids. Gene Ontology annotation, molecular function: GTPase activity; GTP binding. The record is from RefSeq and is a predicted model, not a curated record.
CCAAACGUCACGCAAUUUCAAGUCGCAAAACGUCAUUAUUAUUAAUUUCAUGUGUAUUGUUUUUAUUGCGAUUUUUGUAUUCAAAGACGCAAAUAAUUAAAAGCGAAGGCAUAUAAUAGUUCAUUUGUAACGAAACAUUAAGAGUUAUGUGUAUUUAAGUUGAGAAAAAUCGAAAUCUGUGACGUUUCCGCCCUAUUGCAACAAAGAAACAAAAAGGUCUUUUUUUACGUCGAUUACUGAAUUUUCAAUCGACUUUGAACUAUAAAAUGGAUUAUGUGGCUGCAUUAAAGAUUCUAGUUAUUGGAGAAAGUGGUGUCGGCAAGUCUAGCAUCAUCCUAGCAUUCACAACCGGUGACUACAAUGCAUCAUUCCCAGCCACAAUCGGAGUGGACUAUAAAUGCAAGGUGAUGGAGGUGAACGGAAUGAAGGUUAAACUUGGCAUUUGGGACACCGCAGGGCAGGAACGGUAUAGGACAUUGACAAAUAGUUUUUACAGAGAAGCACAUGGAGCAAUUUUAGUGUAUGAUGUCUCAGAACCAAAAACUUUACAAAAGCUAAAUGAAUGGGUUGAUGAACUACAGGUAUACACAACAAAGAAAAAUAUUGUCUGUCUAGUUGUUGGGAACAAAAUUGACAAGCCACGAGCGGUACCUAGAGAAGCAGGCCAGGCAUUUGCACAAAAACACAGAAUGCUCUUCAUAGAAAGCAGUGCGAAGACUCAGGAGGGUAUCAAUUUGGCAUUUGAAGAGUUAGUGCAAAAGAUCAUAGAAACGCCAGGUCUCUGGGAGAGUACCGGAUCGUCUUCAAACAUUCGCGUAGCAAGUGAGGAAGGGAGACAACAGGAGGAAUCUUGCUAUGGCUCCUGUUCUAUUUAAUUUUACACACUGUAUAGACAUCGACACAUACCUUUGAUUAUAUUAUAAUACAUUAUUUUCAAAUCAUGAUUAAUGUUGUAUAUCAUUUUUAUAUGUAUGUUGGCUACCCAAUCUAGACAUGAAUGAGUAACUUUAUAUCCAAAACAAUGAUCAAGUGUGUAAAGUUAAGCAACAUGGGUAAGGUUCCUAAAACCUUUUGCUAAAACUUUGGCGGUCAUUAUUCCUUAAACAGUAGUUUUUCAAAAAAACUGUCUAAGAAACCUAUUAAUGAUUUGAAAUGCCUAUUUAAACUAGAUAUCUUCUAUAGGGUAAACACUAAUUUCGAGACAAAUCCGUACGCUUGUGUAUGUGACACGCAUGCGCGUAGCGGCAGAAAUACUGCCGCGUUGCAUCUUUGGAUGAAACAGCAUCUAUGAGUAUGAAAUAUUGCGGCCCAGUCUAUUAGAAGUCAAAAUUGCAACAAUUUUUUCAUGAAGUGUCUGUCGAUAGCUAUACAAUUACAAUAAUUGGUUAUUGGACGUAGUUAUGAAUGAUAGGACUCCACAUCAAAGCCAUAGAAAUAACUUGUACCAUACCUGUAACUUUUGAUACUAAACCAAUAGGGAAUAGAAAGAAAAUCAUUAGUACAAUAAUUAUUAUUACCAAUACUAUAACGAUAAUAUCCUAAAACUUAAUUUGUGUGAAUUUAAAUUAAAUUGGCUCUGUUUUGCAUAACGAUGUCCAGUUUUAUUGAAGUGUGAAAUAAGUUUUGCGUUUGUGUAAGUACUCAGUACACACCUCAGUGAAAAUUUUACUUAGUUGUCUAGAUUUAUAAAUUUUCUUUUAGAGAGAGAAGCUUUAGACCUCAAAUACAAAUCAUAAUACUUGCACAAACGUAUAAACUUAUAAAUUUUUAAAUCAACUUUAUACAUUACCAUUUUAUAUUAUAAAGGUUGGCUAAAAAUAAUUGGUAAAAAUAAAAAUCACACUCUCUUGUUCUAUUAUUACUGUUGUGAGUAGGAUGGCACUUCAUAUAGGCUUCACAAUUUAGUUUAUUAUUUGUGUAGCUUUAAAAAUAGCGCAAUUGUUUUUUAACCCUAAAGUAAUUAUUAGAUACAUGCAUUAAAAUAAUUUUUUUCUUUCAAUAUAAAGCCUACUUUAAAAACAAUAUAAUAAAGGUACAGAUAGCAUAUCAAAUAAUUUUAUCUGUACCAAGUUAUCAUUUUAAAUUAAAUAAAAGCCAACCUUAUUGUGCGAUAUGAUAUUGUGAUACUUUAUAAAGUCUGCUUUUGUAAAUAUAUUUAAACUUCUUAUGUAGCUACCAAUCUAAAAGUAGUUAAUAUGUUACCAAUUUCCUACUUCUUAUUGUUAAGUAGAAAUACAUAACAUUAAAGAAAAAUCACAACUAUUUUUAUAUGUUAAUAACAAAUUAGUAUCAGCUGUUACUCUUGUAAGUACCAUUUGGCGAUCACAAAUUAAUUUACUGUCAAUAGUUUCAUGGUCUUAAAUUAUAUUAUUGUCAGAUAGCUCAAUUCCAAACUGUUAGGCCUCAUUCGCACGAGAGCUUUUUUAACGUCCGUUAAAAAAACGUUCAAAUAGAACAAAAAUUCAUUCUCAAGUAUCUGUUCACACGUCAACGCUUUUUUAACGCGUACUUUGUAUUUUCAGCGCAACGCUUUUUUAACGCUCGUGCGAAUUAGGGCUAACAAUUCAAAAACAAGUUCAUAUGAGAGAAUCAGAAAAUUAAAUGACUAUGAUACUUUUGCCAGUGCAUCAUUAUUAUCUUUUUUUUUGUAUGUUGAAUGGUUUUAAGUAAGCACCUUAAUGCAAAGGCAACUUUAUAGCGUUUAAAAAGAAGCUCAAGCUUUUUACGCCUAAAAUGAAUAAUCUAUUUGUGAUCUUUCGAUAUGUUACAACCAACGUUUUUUCCAAAAAAGUACCUACGUCAUAUUUUCGACAAAUGAUACGUUUGUAUGGGUACUUUUAGACAGAACUCAGAUAAUUCAAUUUAACAAUUUGUACAGUCCUACCUGACGCGACAAUACUAUUAAUUUUUUUUUUUUUUUUUGGGUCAGUCAUUUUAUUCUUGGGAUGUAUGUAUAUAAUUUUAUUUUGUGUUGUGACGCUAUAAUGCUAUUGUGUUCGUUUUGUAAUAUAUUUUUUAUGAAUUUGAAAUGUUUAUUAUGAGGUUUACAAUAGGACCAAAAUGUGCAAAUAAAGUGCUGUUUAGCUAA